Molecule: messenger RNA, 2101 nt
Organism: Trichobilharzia szidati
Lineage: Eukaryota; Metazoa; Platyhelminthes; Trematoda; Strigeidida; Schistosomatidae
Source: the annotation of a GenBank genome assembly
GAACGUCAAGGACAUUAGUGUGUCGGUAGUGUGUCGGUUUAGCUUAAAAACAGUAGCAAUAGUUCUGGUAGUUUAAAUGUGCAGUUAACACAAAAGCUAGCUAGUCGAAACUCGUCUAUUAAGCAAUUUUAGAGCACUUGAGGGAAAGUAUGAGGGAUUUGAGUUGUUUUAAGUUUAGAUGCCUCAAAAUUACUUCUAUAUCUCUCUCCUGAUGUUUUUAGUAGGAAACUGUUGAAUUUUCUCAAAACUUUUACACUGCAGUGAGCCAUGCAUGCCUCAACAUUUUUCUGUCAGGCGCCUCAUUUGGAUCGCAAAACGAAGAGGUUUAACGGGUCAUGCAUGUUUGGUCUUCUGCUGUUAGAAAAUUAUGUACAUAUAUACCUUUUUAGGUUUAUAUGGAUUGUUAUUUACUGAGAGUAAGUGUUUACUAUUCCUUCAGGAUGAAAUGUUACACAGUAGAUAUUAUCCCAGCGUACGGCAAUGCUAAACUAUUUGUGAACUAUAUGUAAGUGGUGCAAUUCAAUAUGGGUGUUUUUUCUAUUGAGCAAAAACUAAUAUGUACUGAAUUAAUGACUAUCUGAUGCAACCCGUUCUGAAAAAUGCUACUCAUUUUGCACCUACGUUGUUUUUGCUGUCUCCAGUUAUUUGCGAUGGUAUUAUGAUGUGGAUCGCCAGUCAUUGAUUAAGCCAUCCACGGUUUACUCAUUAUUUCACCACCGUUGGUUAGUCACUCCCGCAUAGCCGAUCUCAGUAGCCAGUAAGAGCAGAGUUCUUGAGAUUUUUGUUUCUUUCCUUUCUGCUUUUCCUUUCUGCAAUUCAGCGAGUGGUACUCAUUUCAUGUUAUGACUGCAUCCUACUGUGUAACAACCGGUGGUACUACUUGUUUUUAAUUACUUGUUGCAUAAAUCAUUUACUUCAUUUCUUGAACUGUAACAAGACCGACAAUAUUUAGGCUCACUGUUGUCGAAAAAAUGGAUGAUAUCUUUUGCAGUUUACCGAGUCAUUUGAAUUCAAGUAUGCUUUCACGCUGUUUGUGACCGUUCAUCAUUAAAGUUUGUCACAUUGUCUUUUGUUCUGUUUUGUUUCACAGGUUAGAUUGAUAUGUCCGAAACUGUUGAAUGUCAUUUUUGCAAAAGCAAGUUUUCCGACCAUGCGGAAUAUUGGAAGCAUGUCUACGAGGAGGACUGUACCGCUCCACAUAAGGAGAUAAGUCUCUCUACUAGUGAUUACAACACAAAUAUUCAGAAAUCAAAUUAUGAUGUUUCCAGAAUACGUGACAACUUACAGGUUCCAAAUGGACACUCUAGUGAAAUCAAUUUUUACACUAGGUCAACAACAUAUAAUGGUAGUGAAAAGUCAGUUAAGGAAGAUAAAACUAACCGUGUUUAUUGUUCUAUAUGCGAAAUAUAUAUGAGACCACGUGAUGUAAUGAAUCACGAAAGCGGGAAGAAGCAUCUAAAGAGGGCAGGCGCUUUGAGUUUAAAUGCAUGUAGACCUGAUGUGUUUCAGUAUAUUGCAGAAAGCUAUUUGAAUACUAAUUACCCAACAAGUAAUCAUGUACAGUGCCUUAGUGAAUCCGGAGAAAGUAGCGUUUCCAAGUCUCAGAAUCUACCAAGAAAUGUAGUUCAGACGCAGAAAUGCGAUAUCGAUUCCGAAUAUAUUGAAGAUGAAGCUAUGCGUGAGUUGGUCGAAAAACGGUGCAAAGAUGUUUCAAAUGAAAUAACUGUCAAGUCAGUGUUACGUAGAAUGUGCAUGAUUGGAAUUUCAUCUCAGCUAACUGAGAUUAUUGGGGAUGGGGAUCAAAACAAUGACUUCCUUUCGCAAUUAAUGAUAAAAUGUCGAAAUGACUUAAAUGCUCUUUUACAUCAUGAAAUACCUAUUCCUUGGACCUGUCCAAAGUCGAAUUCACAGGCCAAUGGCACAUCAAAACAUAAGACUGAUCAUAGUCAUAAUAUGUCGUUUGAUCACCUCUUAUUAUGGAUUAAACAACUUCAUAUUUUGGAGAACGGUUAGAUUAACUCAGUGAUGUAUUUGUAUAGAUUUUAUAUCUGAGUUUUCAGAUAUAAUGAGUUAUAAAAAUGCAAGUGUUUAUUUAUUAAAA